This is a messenger RNA of Chondrus crispus (carragheen), 1650 nucleotides long. RefSeq lists its product as hypothetical. The transcript has 2 exons. Bases 1 to 426 code for a protein of 141 amino acids. The record is from RefSeq and is a predicted model, not a curated record. NCBI's taxonomy places the organism in Eukaryota, Rhodophyta, Florideophyceae, Gigartinales, Gigartinaceae.
AUGCCGGGCGGCGUCCCUCACCGCGCAACCUUUGGACCAACGCCACCGCCAUCACGGACGACCUGCUCCGCAAUUCCCGUGUUGCUCCCCUCCGUAGUCCUCUCCUUCUUUUGUCAAUUCCGCAUCUCAUCAGAAUGUCUCUCUCCUCCGGGGCCCGUCUCACCUCCGCCCUCUUCCGACACCGACAGGCCAUCACGCAAGCUGCACGUCCUUUGUCUACACAAACCAUAUCCUCCUCCUCACUGCCCUCGUCCUCCGAACUUCCCGCGCCCUUUACCGACGGUGGUCCGGGCACUGAAAAGCGCUUCGUCCGCAUCGCUGGCCCGUCAAGUUACGCUACCAAAACCGAUCUGGAGCUCUUCCUGUCUGCUCAAGGCAUCAAGCCCGAGCCGCCUUCCGAUUCUCCCGACAUGGUGCGCGGCCUAGUCCAAGGGCAAAGCGACGUCUUUCAGAACCAAUCGGUCUGGGUUUUCGAUGCCGGCUCGGCCUCCGCCGCUGCCGACGUCGCCUCGCGCGUCACGGGCCGCGUCGCAGGCCUCAAGCUCGUCCGCGCCGCGCCAGUCGAUCUCAGAAUUGUCGAGGAGAUGCUCGCAGUGCCGUCCACAGGACCUGGGCAGAGGAGGGGGCGCACGUCGCUCCGCAGGAGGAUGAAUGUUAUCAAGCCCCAGCCCGAAGAACGUGGACGGGCCUUGCUCGCCACUAAUCUUCCAUUCAACAUGUCCCCUAGGCUUUUGUGGGGCUUUUUUGCGUCGUACGAGCUUGUGGCCGUCAGGCAUUUGCGCAAGUCAGGCGUUGCUUGUUUGGUUUUUUCGACCGUUGAAGAGGCCUAUCGCGGUAUGAGGGAGAGGGCCAAUUUGCCUAUUCAGGGGAACAAGCAACAUAUUUCGCUCAAAUUGCAUCAGUAGUUGCAAUUCCUCCUUGCUGCCCUGCUUUGAGUACGAUAUGAUGUACUGUAGAAGCUUGCAAAUUGUGGAGGAUGGGUGGGCGGAGUAGGAGCAGUGUCUUGACAUGUGAGUCGGAAUCACUCAAGGUGCACUUUGUUUCUAUCAUGAUCUCAUCGAGCCUUGGAAAAUUUUGCGAGCAACCUGAAAAUGGAAUCCAAGUUAUCAGCACUGCCGCGAGACAAGGCGGUUACCCUUUAUUUCACAGACAAGGACAAUUGGCGGUGGGCCGGCUACUAGCAAGCAUCAACUGAAUUCAGCAAAACUCUACUUUUCACCGUCUGGCUCAAUGGGUACACUGGACGGCCGGGAUCCACCAUCCGGACAUCUAUUUACAUGAAGCCCAGUAUCGAGGGCCGUGACAAGUGCCUUUACGAGGUCGCCAUAGACAUCAUUGUCACCACGACAUAGUCAAGAACUGGGGUGCCAUAUUUGUUGACUCUAAAACCCUUAGUGUCGGGACACACACACCGUACACCAUAGACGUAACAACGUCGUUUGCAUGAAGGCACGCUUCCAUGCUAGUGGAAUGGAGCCAACCGAAGCUGCAUGAUCUACAUACACGACUUAACCGUGUAGAGGGGCCCUAGCAAAUUACCUUUCUGAAGUCGUAGACGAGGUGCACGAAAGGGAAUCGCAUGCCUGGGUGACUAACUUUAAAUAGUGGUCCAGUGCCUUCUUGUUGGGUAAAUUGUGUGAACAUGACUUA